UCUGGAAAGAAAAUUUUUAUAACAGGAGGCUUAGGAUUUAUAGGAAGGCUUAUAAUGGAAAAACUUUURAGAUGUUGUCCAGAAAUAACAACGAUUUAUUUACUGGUUAGGGCAAAGAAAAAAAARGRUCCGAAAACUCGAUUUAAAGAGCUACUGGGUKCUAUUUUUGGUAGCUUGACCGGUGUUUUACGAACGCUGUAUUGUGAUGGAGAUUUARUCUGCUAUAUAAUUCCUGCUGAUUAUGUUGUCGACAACAUUAUUGCUGCAGCAUGGGACAUUGCAGAGAAACGUAGAAGUAAUAAAUAUUUACCUUUAGAUGAAGAUAUUACAGUUUAUAAUGCUGAUUCCKGCGAUCUAAAACCAGUUACUUGGAGUACUAUGAAGAAUUACCUGAGAACUAACGGAUUUAAUCUAUAUUUUAAAUUUGACACAAUAAUGAUUUAUUUUAUAAGAAAUAAUUUUCCGCUAAAAACUUUUACUAUAAAUGCAAUUGCUGCGGUUUGCAGAUGYUGUCCAGAAAUAACAACGAUUUAUUURCUGGUAAGGGCAAAGAAACAGAAGGAUCCGCAGACUCGAUUUAAAGAAUAUUUCAAUGAUGUUAUUUUUGAUAGAUUGAAGAGAGAGCAAAAAGAUGUUAAAAGGAAAAUUAUUUUGAUUGAAGGAGACACGAGUCUAUUAAAUUUAGGAUUGUCAGAGAAGCACCGCGAUCGCAUUAAAGAUACCGAUGUAAUAUUUCAUAGUGCAGCAUCCGUACGUUUUCUGGACAAUAUUCGUCUUAUAGUUAAUACAAAUAAUAGAGGAACAAGGGAUCUUCUCUUGCUUGCACAAGAGAUGACAAGCUUAAAGGCUUUUAUUUAUGUUUCAACAGCUUACUCGCACUGUGUUUACAAUAAAAUCGAARWAMAAWUKUAUAAGCAACCUAUGAAGACAAAAGACAUAAUUAGAUUGACAGAGAUUUUGACSGAAGACCAAUUAGAUUUAAUCACCUCAAUGCUACUGGGUAAGUGGCCUAACACCUACGCAYUUUCAAAUGCAAUCUGUGAAGAUACAGUACGGCAAUAUUCUAAUGGAAUUCCCACUGGCAUUGUUCGGCCAUCUAUUGUUGUCGCAACAGAAAAGGAACCAAUAGCUGGCUGGAUAAACAAUUUGUAUGGAAUUACAGGUGGUGUUGUUGGUAGCGCGACUGGUGUUUUACGAACAGUGUAUUGUGAUAAAGACCUAAUUUGCGAUAUAAUUCCUGCUGAUUACGUUGUCAACAACAUUAUUGCUGCAGCAUGGGAUGUUGCACAMAAAYGAUCCAUAUCACAGAGUGUUAAUCUUUCCAGCAGAGAAAACAAAUACUUMCCUGUUUACGAUGAGAUUUUAGCUUAUAAUUCUGUUUCCUUCGUUCAAAGACCAGUUACCUGGGAUACUAUGAUGAAUAAUAUAAAUUAUACUUCAUGCUCGUUCUCAAGAUUACAUGUAGUUUCGCCUCUGGGCGCUAGAUGUCACAACUUUAGCGUAUCUUGUCAAUUGGCAGCUUGUAUAUUUAACGAAGGUUUUGAUCCAAUACUAAAAAUAAUGCACGUYUUGGAGAUAAAACUUGGCCCUAUCGCAGUCAAUUACGCUAGUAACCGCGACAACACGCGUGUGCGUUCAGCCAAUCGUUUGAGCGGAGAAUCUUUAAAAGAAGCMAGGACA
Molecule: messenger RNA, 1680 nt
Organism: Polistes dominula (European paper wasp)
Lineage: Eukaryota; Metazoa; Arthropoda; Insecta; Hymenoptera; Vespidae
Product: putative fatty acyl-CoA reductase CG5065
Biological process (GO): long-chain fatty-acyl-CoA metabolic process
Cellular component (GO): peroxisome
Molecular function (GO): alcohol-forming very long-chain fatty acyl-CoA reductase (NADP+) activity
Source: RefSeq, a predicted model, not a curated record